AAUAAUAAUAAUAAUAAUAAUAAUAAUAAUAAUAAUAAUAAUAAUAAUAAUAAUAAUAAUAAUAAUAAUAAUAAUAAUAAUAAUAAUAAUAAUAAUAAUAAUAAUAAUAAUAAUAAUAAUAAUAAUAAUAAUAAUAAUAAUAAUAAUAAUAAUAAUAAUAAUAAUAAUAAUAAUAAUAAUAAUAAUAAUAAUAAUAAUAAUAAUAAUAAUAAUAAUAAUAAUAAUAAUAAUAAUAAUAAUAAUAAUAAUAAUAAUAAUAAUAAUAAUAAUAAUAAUAAUAAUAAUAAUAAUAAUAAUAAUAAUAAUAAUAAUAAUAAUAAUAAUAAUAAUAAUAAUAAUAAUAAUAAUAAUAAUAAUAAUAAUAAUAAUAAUAAUAAUAAUAAUAAUAAUAAUAAUAAUAAUAAUAAUAAUAAUAAUAAUAAUAAUAAUAAUAAUAAUAAUAAUAAUAAUAAUAAUAAUAAUAAUAAUAAUAAUAAUAAUAAUAAUAAUAAUAAUAAUAAUAAUAAUAAUAAUAAUAAUAAUAAUAAUAAUAAUAAUAAUAAUAAUAAUAAUAAUAAUAAUAAUAAUAAUAAUAAUAAUAAUAAUAAUAAUAAUAAUAAUAAUAAUAAUAAUAAUAAUAAUAAUAAUAAUAAUAAUAAUAAUAAUAAUAAUAAUAAUAAUAAUAAUAAUAAUAAUAAUAAUAAUAAUAAUAAUAAUAAUAAUAAUAAUAAUAAUAAUAAUAAUAAUAAUAAUAAUAAUAAUAAUAAUAAUAAUAAUAAUAAUAAUAAUAAUAAUAAUAAUAAUAAUAAUAAUAAUAAUAAUAAUAAUAAUAAUAAUAAUAAUAAUAAUAAUAAUAAUAAUAAUAAUAAUAAUAAUAAUAAUAAUAAUAAUAAUAAUAAUAAUAAUAAUAAUAAUAAUAAUAAUAAUAAUAAUAAUAAUAAUAAUAAUAAUAAUAAUAAUAAUAAUAAUAAUAAUAAUAAUAAUAAUAAUAAUAAUAAUAAUAAUAAUAAUAAUAAUAAUAAUAAUAAUAAUAAUAAUAAUAAUAAUAAUAAUAAUAAUAAUAAUAAUAAUAAUAAUAAUAAUAAUAAUAAUAAUAAUAAUAAUAAUAAUAAUAAUAAUAAUAAUAAUAAUAAUAAUAAUAAUAAUAAUAAUAAUAAUAAUAAUAAUAAUAAUAAUAAUAAUAAUAAUAAUAAUAAUAAUAAUAAUAAUAAUAAUAAUAAUAAUAAUAAUAAUAAUAAUAAUAAUAAUAAUAAUAAUAAUAAUAAUAAUAAUAAUAAUAAUAAUAAUAAUAAUAAUAAUAAUAAUAAUAAUAAUAAUAAUAAUAAUAAUAAUAAUAAUAAUAAUAAUAAUAAUAAUAAUAAUAAUAAUAAUAAUAAUAAUAAUAAUAAUAAUAAUAAUAAUAAUAAUAAUAAUAAUAAUAAUAAUAAUAAUAAUAAUAAUAAUAAUAAUAAUAAUAAUAAUAAUAAUAAUAAUAAUAAUAAUAAUAAUAAUAAUAAUAAUAAUAAUAAUAAUAAUAAUAAUAAUAAUAAUAAUAAUAAUAAUAAUAAUAAUAAUAAUAAUAAUAAUAAUAAUAAUAAUAAUAAUAAUAAUAAUAAUAAUAAUAAUAAUAAUUUCUCUUCAUUAGAACAAAUAGAAGAUAUAACCCCAUCCCUGCCUCUCCCUCCUGCCCUCGAGUUCACCUACGCAUUCCCCCUUGCUGCGUCCGGGACACUUCCUUUGAGCACUCUGCAUUAA
Penaeus indicus is the source of this 1713-nucleotide messenger RNA. RefSeq names its product probable cyclin-dependent serine/threonine-protein kinase DDB_G0292550. The transcript has 2 exons. The annotation marks the transcript as partial. The record is from RefSeq and is a predicted model, not a curated record. Lineage: Eukaryota; Metazoa; Arthropoda; Malacostraca; Decapoda; Penaeidae.